AUGAAAGCGCGAGGCAUACCAGAAAGUCUGAUCCGGUGGGUCGAGGCCUUCUGCUCGGAACGAACAGCGACCAUCCAAAUCAAUGGGCAAGGGUCUGAGGUACAAAGCCUCCCACAGGCCGGACUACCGCAGGGCUCUCCCCUAUCGCCGAUCCUGUUCCUUUUCUUCAACGCAGACCUUGUGCAGCGACAGAUCGACAGCCGCGGCGGAGCGAUCGCUUUCGUGGACGACUUCACCGCGUGGGUGACCGGGCCAACUGCGCGGAGCAACCGGGAAGGUAUCAAGCAAAUUAUUAACGAAGCGCUCGACUGGGAGAGGAGGAGUGGAGCGACGUUUAAAGCAGACAAAACUGCCAUUAUACACUUCACCCCUAAAGCACACAAAUCAGAACAGGAGCCUUUCACUAUCAAGGGACAAACUGUUGAGCCUAAAGACCAUGUCAAGAUCCUUGGAGUGGUGAUGGACACUAGACUCAAAUACAAGGCACACAUAGCCAGGGCAGCGUCCAAGGGCCUAGAAGCAGCGAUGGAGCUCAAACUACUCAAAGGCUUAUCUCCCUCAACAGCGCGGCAGUUGUUCACGUCAACUUUUGCCCCAGUGGUGGACUAUGCCUCUAAUGUCUGGAUGCACGCUUUUAAGGAUAAGGCCAGCGGGCCCAUUAACCGGGUUCAACGGGUUGGAGCUCAAGCAAUAGUGGGAACAUUCCUCACCAUUGCAACCAGUGUGGCGGAAGCAGAGGCUCACAUUGCCUCGGCGCAAAGCUGGUUCUGGAGACGGGCAGUAAAGAUGUGGACGGACAUCCACACCCUACCAGAAACCAACCCACUCCGCAGAAACACGGAUCGUAUCAGGAAAUUCCGAAGAUUUCACCGCUCCCCGUUAUAUCAGGUGGCAGAUGUGCUAAAAAACAUCAAGAUGGAAACACUGGAAACCAUCAAUCCAUUUACAUUAGCACCAUGGGAGGAACGACUGCAGACCAAUAUUAGAGGAACCUCAGAGUCACCAGCAGAAGCCGGCGGAUCUAUGCAGAUCGCAGUUAGCAGCUCAGCACGGAAUAAGGUAGUGGGAUUUGGCGGAGUUAUUUAG
Messenger RNA from Aspergillus calidoustus, 1086 nucleotides. The record is from the annotation of a GenBank genome assembly. NCBI's taxonomy places the organism in Eukaryota, Fungi, Ascomycota, Eurotiomycetes, Eurotiales, Aspergillaceae.